AUGUUUUCAUCAGCCAAGAAGAAGAGUUACUCCUCUGUUCCAUCUGAAGAAGAUAUCCAAGAAGACGAUGAUGAUGCCAGCGUCCAAGAUGACUUGGAACACUCCAGAGGUGAAACGUCGUCUCCCUCCAGACGACGUCCAAUCCGUCGGAGAGGACCGAGGAUUCACAGAGAAGCUUCUACUUGUGAGUGCUAUACAAUCUUUAUUCUAACAUUGGUCGGAAUUGCUGCUGUGAUGGCCAUUCUCUUCUUUGUCAGCCAAACACCAUGGGGGAGUCGUGUCAUUCCGACAACCAAAAACACUGGCCAAAGUAAUCUUUCGGUGUUUCCACCAGGCAAGGACUUGGACGACUCUACCAUGGAGCAAGUGAAAGAACAAGCCAGCUCAUUGAACAGCAAAAAGAAGCAAACGGUUCACUACGAUCCUGCAGCAUCCCUGCAGUCUGUCAAUCCAUUCGACUUUGCCAAGACCGAUGGCACCGUUUUUACACCACCUUUGUUAUUGCGGCAAGACGAUGCUGCUUUUUCAUCAGAAGAAACAAUUGGAUACCUGACACACCCUCAUGUUGUCAACAAUAACAUUGUCUUUUGCAGCGAAGGAGAUGCCUUUGUCACCACCAUUGGCAAAACUAGCGAGUCGUUGGCAUCAGCAGUCAAAUUGACCAAGACUAUCGGAAAUGUCUUGGAUCCCAAACUUCAUUCUUCCCUUCGGUACCUUGCUUAUACAGCUACCUACACUGGCCAUCGCGAACUAUACUUGAUGGAUUUGGUUCGCCCCCAGAGUGCGGCCAUUCGAUUGACCUAUUGGGAGACGGGUGUUCAUGGUUUGGUCGGAUGGUGGGGCAAUUCCUUGGUAUUUCGGGCCAUGUCUAAUGAGGUCUCGUUGCCCGAUUAUAGACUCUAUGUUUUGCAUCUCAGUAAUUUGGAGGAGGGGGAAGAAAGACGACUGGAGAAUAAUGUCACGGACAGCAGCACCAGUACUGCCCAUGAACAAAUCCCAGAUAGUGACGGGGUGUCGGUCUUGCAGAUUGAUCCUGUUCCCUUGAGUCAAGCCAUUGAUGCCAGUCGCUAUGACUCUUGUUGGUAUUUUGUGCGCUUUUCACAGUCGUCCAAAACUAUGCGAUACGUUGGUGGGACCGCAGAAUCCUUGUGGAAGUAUUGCGAUGGCGAAAGAAAAGCAGCUGCAUUGACUAGUGACUUCAAGGGGACUUCAAAGAGUCCUCAAGUUUACAAUGACAACUACCUGUUCUUCGUAUCCGACCGUGCCUUGAUUGAGGACAAAUGGCAAACCGAUCGGAUGAAUAUCUGGGCCAUGCCACUCCACGGCGACACAUCUCAAUUGAUCCAGAUUACGGAUACCGCUUGCGACUUUGAGGGCCGCACUAUUCGUGAAUAUUCGGUCGAUGCCCAAACUGGAAAUCUGGUGAUUCGCAUUGGUGCGGAUUUGUACUUGAUGGAGAAGGCAGACGUCGACAAAAAGCUGACCGCACGACGCAUGGUUUCAAAUCGACGACUGAACGAAAACAAUACCACUGAACACACCGAGGACGGUGGGGAGAGUGAUGAGGAUGGCGCUCUUCCAGAGGGCUCAACGGGAACUGUAAUAGUUGAUGGUUCUUCAACAUCGACCUUUAGUCCAGUUCCUACAGUGACCGAAGACGACCAAGGCGACGACACCAUAAGUACUGAAAGUCCAAAAGCUGAGUCUGCUGAGACCGUACAGGCGAACAUUACGAUGGAUACAGAAUCCAACGCAACUGCUUUUGGAAUCAACGCAACCAAUGCUACAGAGAAAGAAAUUCCCAAAGUCUACUAUCAAUUCGAUUCACCUGAGCUCGAGUCACGAGAAGAGAAGACCUAUCAAGAUCAUCAUUCUGGAACCGAUGAGCUGAAACGCCUGAAGGUUGUGUUGCACUCGGAUUUUUCCAGUCAUCAAGAGAGACUUCUUCCAGUCAACAUGAAUCGGCACAAGACGUCAAUGGAUGUCUAUAAAACCCCCGUUGGAACUACUCAAGCCAUCAUGACACUUCGAGGUCAGCUUUGGGUGGCUCCAGUAGUGGACGAUGAUGAUGUUUCCGUAUUUCGUGGAGGGGGAAUGAACUUGCCACCAAGACGAUACAGGGUUGCUCCUGGUGCCAUGAUGGGUGGAGUCGUUCGGAUUCUGGCAGUUCGGCAUGUGCCGAAUCCUGUUGAGGACGAUCAAUCAGAUCGACGACUAGCCGCCAUUCUCGCUACCGAUCCUUUGACCGAGACUGCAGAGCACGCAUUCUACCUUAUCGAGACGCAAGCUGGUGUCACGCCAACUUUCUUGGAUAUGGAGCACCUACCAAAGCCUUUCCUAGGGGGGCAUGUUGGAGGAGGAAGCACUCUCGAUGGUGGUCUUGGUAGCGUGAAACCAGGAACUUUUGUUGUGAGUCCUUGUGGACGCAGGAUGGCUUGGUCGGAUACUGAUGGCAGAAUAAUGGUUAUGAAUAUGCCGCAGUAUCAAGAUCUAGAAGAUGGAGACGAACCAAAAUAUCAACAGCUUCCAAAGGAGAAUGAAUUGGGCGAAGCGAUGGUUGGCGACGAGGUAGAAUUGUGCUUCAGUCCUGGAGGACGAUAUUUGGCUGUGGGGCAUAAUGCUCGGAAUCAGUUUACUGUAAUCAGUAUCGUGGACCUAGGAGAUCCAGUUGGCGACGAGGAAGUUUCCGAUAUUGAAGUGGGACGAAUCGUGCAAGCUACUCCAUCGCGAUUCAACUCGAUUUCACCGUACUGGGGAAAGAGCGGUAAAGCUGCAAACGAUGCACUACGUGAUACUACAUUAUCUGCGAUGCUUGGAUCUCCGGCGCCCGAGGACGUUGCAGAUGUUCUCUUCUUUCUUUCUGAUCGGGAUAUUCAAACCGAUGUGACUUCUCCUUGGGGAACUAGACAGCCAAUGCCACACUUUCAGUCGAGUUUUGGUGUAUUUGCACUUCCUAUGGCUGCAGUCAAUGCCACAGGUGGUGAAGGUCAUUUCACAGGUGGUGGUGUAUCCGAGCUGUCUAUUCAAGCGGAGCUGGAAAGACAAGGUUUGAUUGAAUCCUUGCUCACCGUUGCGAAAGGAAGAAAGCUUGGUGAGCAAGAGACCGCUCUCUCGGGUGUGUUUGGCAUCGCAGGGGCCUCGUUCGACGAGAAGAAACGAAGAUACCGACUUCUUCAAGAAGCAAUGGAGAGCGCUACAGGAGAUUCCGGCUCCAACGCUACCAAUACGACCUUGCGACCUGCUGAAUUUCCAAGCGAUAUGGACAUCAACUUUGGCUCUCCCGGUUUGUCCUUCGCGAGACAGGCGUAUCGAAUCGCCAACAUACCGGAAGGAAAUUACGCUGAUAUUGUGUGUCAAACUGCUGAUACAGGUGCGCUAGUUUUGAUCGAAGAAGUGGACGGACAAUCGAUCUUGACAAUGAUGACGUCAAGUCCGUUCCCAUCGGACAAUUUUGAAGCGGUUCAGUUGACUCCAAAAGGAUGGAAACUUGACAGCGUUGGAUUGAGUACCAGUCGCGAUCAUUUGUACCUUGGUUUUGCUCCAAUUGGAGAAAUCGUGGUAGUACCAGCGACUACUGCAGGAGUCACAGGCGUUAUAACAGACACUGAUCUGGAACAGAAUAAGGUGGGUGCCGAUGGCAUCUUUCUCAGUGUUUGGCCUGCACUCGAAUAUCGGCAACUUUACGACGAUGCUUGGAGAAUGCUGAGAGACUACUUUUAUGACCCCGAGAUGGCUGGCAUUGAUUGGCCUUCGAUCCACGAACGAUAUCUUCCAUUGGUUGCACGGUGCGGAAAACGUGAAGAGCUUGAUGAUGUUCUUAUUCAAAUGGCAUCUGAACUGAGUGCUCUUCAUGUCUUUGUCUAUGGUGGCGAGUAUGAACAGCCGCAGUUUUUGGAUCGGAAACUUCAGUCUGCUAGUGUGAUUGGAAGCUUUGGGGCACUAUUGAAGCGCACUCCAGAGUGGAAUGGUUACAAAGUAUUGUCGAUUCCUGAGCAUGAUCCUGAUUUCAACAUUGUAGACGGAUCGGAAGCAAUAUUCAGCCCGCUUCAUGAGCUGACACUGCGAUUGAGUGGACAACAAGGCCUUCAAGUUGGCGACAUCAUCGUCGGUGUUAACGGAGAGAGUGCAAUGAAGGUUCCAGAUAUCCAUAUGCUGUUACGUGGAAUGCAAGGGCGAAGCGUCCGUUUGGAUGUGUUAAGAUUGUCGUCUGGCGAAGCUUUGGUGGAUGGAUCAGAUGGCACCGCAGCUGAGACCACACCUUUGAUCACAGUCCCUCUUGCUCCAUAUCAAGCUGGUGCGCUACGGUACUCUGCGUGGGAGUGGAAAACAAGGCAACUCGCAAACACGUUGGCUGAGGAAGCUGGAUUUUCUGUUGGAUACGUCCACUUGCGUGAUAUGGUUGGUCCUGAAGCUGAGAAUGCUUUUGCUCGAGGCUUCUUCCCCAACUACGAUAAGGAGGCCUUCAUCCUCGACGUUAGACACAAUAAUGGUGGGAAUAUUGAUUCUUGGAUCUUGGAUAUUCUUCAGAAACAAGCAUGGAUGUAUUGGCAGAGCAGAGAUUUCGAUGUCACAAAUGGAGGAUUGGGUUGGGACCAACAGUUUGCAUUCCGUGGUCACAUUGUUGUCUUGAUUGACGAGAAGACUGCUUCCGAUGGAGAAGGCGUCUCCAGAGGAAUCUCAGAGCUAGGACUUGGUCGUUUGGUCGGUACCAGAACUUGGGGAGGUGGUAUCUGGCUCUCAUCAGACAAUCAUAUGGUUGAUGGUGGCAUUGCAACGGCACCUGAAAUAGGCACCUACAAUGAUAAAUUUGGAUGGGGGAUGGGAAUAGAACAAAUGGGAGUUGAACCAGAUGUUGUUGUCGACAAUGACCCCCAUCAAUCCUACAAUGGAAAGGACUCGCAACUCGAGCGUGCCAUUUCGGAGCUGAAGGACUGGCUCGAAAAGGAACCCGUGGUAGUACCGCAGCCACCAAAGAAGAAGAAGGACAUGACCAUGGGUGAUCGGGAAUGUUCAGCGAAGCGAAAGAGUAGUUAA
Messenger RNA from Cylindrotheca closterium, 5034 nucleotides. Lineage: Eukaryota; Bacillariophyta; Bacillariophyceae; Bacillariales; Bacillariaceae. The record is from the annotation of a GenBank genome assembly.